Messenger RNA from Hibiscus syriacus, 909 nucleotides. RefSeq lists its product as uncharacterized. The transcript has 3 exons. The record is from RefSeq and is a predicted model, not a curated record. Bases 472 to 861 code for a protein of 129 amino acids. NCBI's taxonomy places the organism in Eukaryota, Viridiplantae, Streptophyta, Magnoliopsida, Malvales, Malvaceae.
UAACUUUACCGAGUGUUUAAUUUCAUCGGAACUUCAUUUUCUUUCUAUUUUCGGGCUUAUUUUUGUUUCAGAUAUGCUAAACUGAAGAGAAGAGGGCAAACCCAGAUUCGAUCUUCAGUUUUUUCCAAGAUUGAUGAUGAUGAAAACCAGAACUCGAAUUUAUCGACUCCUCCGAAUCAGCAAGCUAAGUCUUUGAAAGUGGGGGUCAAGUCGAGCAGUGAAAGGAAGAAACCAAUGAUGACGGAUGACAUCUCCCAGCCCCAGAUGAUGAGAUGCGGCGGCUUAAAACUACUGUUCUCUAGGUAUUUGUUUGCUGGUAGGGAUAUACUGAGUCAUAUAAGCGAGUUUUGCAACGAGUUGAAGAAAUUGGCUACCAGGGCAAAGGAGAGAGAAAUUGAGGAAGCUGAAGAGGCAGUGGUGGAGAAAGAGAGGAAGCCAUUGCUCUAAUUGGGUCAAGAGAAACCAGUUGUAAUGCAGAAAGGAAUUGACAUUGCUAAAGAAAAAGAAAGGAUUAAAAAAAACAGAACACACGAGUCAGAAGCAGAGAACAUGUCCCCUCCUCUCUCUCUAAAUCUGGAGAAUGUAAAGAACAAAUACAAAGGGUUGCUGCAAACACGGGUCAAUCCACCAUCUCCACAGUGCUUUUCUGCUACUGUCAAAACCCCUUCUAAGGCUCCCAGAUCCAAAGUCACGGAAAUGGGGAUCCUUCAAGAAGUGAAGCAAAACAAGGAUAUCAAAGAAGACAAACCUGGGAACAGUGUUUCUACUUGUGUUAUCACUAAUGUUGAUGUUAAUGAUGGAAGACAAGCAAGAGCGUUGGAUGUAUUUUGGUUCCUCAAGCCUUCCACACUGUCUGAGUAAAACUAUUUGGUAAAAGCCAACAACAAGCGAGCUCAAAUGCUCUCUCUU